AAUUACAGUUGUUUGAACAGGCUGCAUUUGUGCACACUCGAGCCCUGCAGCAAGGAGGAAUCACAUAAAAGAUUGCCAUUAUAUAAUGUUGUCAUAUAUCUGCGGGCUCAUACAACAGUGGAACCAGCCAGGCCAGACACUGGCUCUGUGUACAGGACAGGAGGAGAGAAAAAAGAGAGAGGAGGAGGAGGAAGAGGGUGAAGAGGAGUAUCGGCCGGUAUCCCAAACUUUGUCUCCUGACUCGAGAGCAGGACCGUGUUUGACAGCAAGGGAGGAGGGAGAGAAGACAAGACAUGACCAAAACAGCCAGCACAUCUCCACUCAUCCGACCAGGUCACCACUCCUUUAAGUCCCAGUCCCAUCCUCCAUCCUCCACUCCGUCCACCUCUGAGGGGAAGACAUUGCUAGGAAGCAGCUCCAAGGACCCUCUUCCUCAGUGUUGACAGCCAUCACCAUCUGCAGCAAGAACAGGUGUGCCAGUGACCAGUGACGAGUGAUCAGACAUGGGGGACUGGAGUCUUCUGGGGAACUUCCUGGAGGAAGUUCAGGAACAUUCCACGUCGGUGGGGAAGGUGUGGCUCACCGUCCUCUUCAUCUUCAGGAUCCUGGUGCUGGGCACAGCCGCUGAGUCCUCAUGGGGAGACGAACAGAGUGACUUCCUGUGCGACACCCAGCAGCCUGGUUGUACCAACGUCUGUUAUGACCGGGCGUUUCCUAUCGCACACAUCCGCUACUGGGUCCUACAGAUUGUCUUCGUGUCCACACCAUCACUGAUCUACAUGGGCCACGCCAUGCACAUAGUGCGGAGGGAUGAAAAACGAAAAAGGAGGGAGCAGGAGAAGACAGAGGGGAAGGAGGAGGAGGAGGAGGAGAGGGGAGAGGGGGGGAGCGUAUCGGGUGAGAAGGUGUAUCUCCAGCAGAGGGAUUGUGGGAAGGUGCUAGAGGCAUCUGGGCGAGUUCGCCUGCGGGGGGCGCUGUUAUCCACGUACAUUCUGAGCAUCCUGAUCCGCACUGUGAUGGAGGUGAUCUUCAUCGUGGUCCAGUACAUGAUCUAUGGAGUCUUCCUCAGGGCUCUGUACCACUGCAAGGCCUGGCCCUGCCCCAACCCAGUCAACUGCUACAUGUCCAGGCCCACAGAAAAGAACGUAUUCAUAGUCUUCAUGCUGGUGGUGGCAGGUGUCUCCCUCCUCCUCUCUGUGGUCGAGCUCUACCACCUGGCCUACAGGCGGUACAGGAAGUGCAGACGCACUCGUGCCUCCCUCAAAAACACCACUCAUAAUGCUGUGGCAAUCCCCUUCACCAGGGACCCCGACAACCCGACCAGUCACAACUCCUCAGGCUGCACCCCUCCCCCUGACUUCCGCCAGUGCUUGGUGUUGUCGGGGACAAUGACCCCCUUGGCCCCUGUGAACCCCAUGAACUCCAUGCCUUCUCACCCCUUCAACAACAGAAUGGCGCACCAGCAGAACUCUGUCAACAUAGCCACCGAGCGUCACCAUUCCCAUGACGACCUGGAGGGAGAGGGAGGUUUCCUGAGGAUGAACUACACCCAGGUGCCAGGGGAGAUGCCCAGCGGGUGCUCUGCGCCACCCUUACUGCAUACCGCGUACCUGAAGGACAAACAGAGUCUCAGUAAGAUCAGCAGCACCAGCAGCCGGGUUCGACCAGACGACCUGGCCGUGUAGAACCAGACAGACGGAGAGAGAGAGACAGAGAGGGGCUUAGAAGGUGUGGAGGGAGAGGACUUUCAGACACACAGAGAGAGAAAGGCCCUGCUUAGAUGAGAGUGGAGCAGGCUGGGUCUAUAUACCCAGCCAGAGACAGAGAAGGGGAGCAGACAAGGCAGACACUGGGCCUAAAGAUGGAUGUGUUAGCAAACUCCAAGUGAAGGGCUCCAUUCAGCCCAAAUCUGGGGGAACUGUGGAAGAUUGCCUGGCCUAGGACUCCAUGAGCACUACAGGAAGAAAGACAUUGGGGUCUGUAAGCUCCCUGGGAGUGUGUUGAAUGGAUCUUGAGAACUUCUGCAUAUUGGACUAAGCUUUAAGACUGUGACCAUUGGUGCUGGAAGAACUGGUUGUUUUUGUUAGAGCAACAAGUGGCUGGCCAAGCUUGAAACAUGGACUUUCAUAACGUUGAUCAAAUAUUGACAUGGAAGCAAAAUAUAAAUAUACCUUUUAAAUCACUGUGUGGAAAAAGCCUUCAAAAAAAUAACAGAUAAUUGCAUUGUAUGUUUUUGAUGUUUUAAAGUACCUUUAAAGUCUGAGAAUAUUGUACUUUAAACUUGCACAUUCACUAUGCUAAAAACUGUCCCACUGUCUGUCCAGCUGCCCAUUAUAAUAACACAAACAUUUACAAGCUUGCAAAUGUAAGCAGGCAUGCACAAAAACACACACAUGCACACACUGCUGUCAUAGGAGGACAAAACCCUAUCCUCAGGGGUCUGACCAAACAGUAUGGCCCCGAUCCCUGGCAUCCAGUGACGGAGGCUAUUUGCAGCUGUCAUGUUGUUUGGAAAGUGAAAUUGUGACACACAUCCCUGCAAUGGAAUCCAUUGUGCAUUAUAUCACCUUCAAAUAUAGCAGGAGCAACUGUUUUCUCUGUGUUUAAUCCUGAUGGCAUACAAACAGAAACAUAGCACCAGCAUUAUCUUCCAGUCAGAAGUCAGAACAAGGGACAGCUGUGCCAAAAUAACUGAUUUCUCUCCAUUCAACAGACGCUUAGACCAAUAAUUACAGAGGGUUGUAUGCACUCAGGUACAAAUAAUGAAGAGCUAUGCAAAAGUGCCUACAAAAUGUGAAUCUGCAAAAUGUUCAAAGUCAAAGUCUUUUAGCUCCAUAUUAGGUGUGAAUAUGUCCUGAUACCAUUUUAAAGUGUGUUCAGGAGCCAUAUAGAGUAUGUAUACAAAUAAUUUACCUUCAAUCGAGACACAAGUUUGAAAAGUUGAUCAUCCUUCAGUAUAUUUCAGCGUUUCUUUUUUUGUUAACCACUAGGUGGAGAAAUUUCCCCUUGAACCUUUAAAAUACAGUGUAGUUCAUUCAUUGUGACUGUGCAACUGUUGAUUGUCACAGUAGCUAUCCACCUCUCUUCCAUAUCUUUUCAUCUUUGUUUAAAUUUGAUUUAUUUUUGUUUAACUGUGUGAGGCUGGUCAGAAAAUGACAUGUCUAGGCCUAUAGGCUAAUAGAGAAGGCAUAACCACAAUCUGUGAAGUUCUCAACUGAUUUUGCACUAGACUAGGCCUUGUGGGGUUUGGAAUAUAAAGACCCCUUUGUAAUUACAUGAAUCAUAUUUUCUUUUUCUAUAGAGAGCAACAACCAGUAAUUUACAGUAAUAGUAUUUUGGAAUGCCAACAAACGGGUGACUGGUUGACGUUUCUCCGUGCACAUUUCAAUGUCAUUGUGUUUUUGUAAAGUCUGCAAUAAAACGAAUAUGUCA
This is a messenger RNA of Oncorhynchus masou masou (cherry salmon), 3432 nucleotides long. Its product is annotated as gap junction alpha-5 protein-like. The coding region runs from base 504 to 1685 and encodes 393 amino acids. Gene Ontology annotation, cellular component: connexin complex. NCBI's taxonomy places the organism in Eukaryota, Metazoa, Chordata, Actinopteri, Salmoniformes, Salmonidae. The record is from RefSeq and is a predicted model, not a curated record. Gene Ontology annotation, molecular function: gap junction channel activity involved in atrial cardiac muscle cell-AV node cell electrical coupling. The transcript has 3 exons. Gene Ontology annotation, biological process: atrial cardiac muscle cell to AV node cell communication by electrical coupling; cell-cell signaling; heart development.